Molecule: messenger RNA, 7642 nt
Organism: Chinchilla lanigera (long-tailed chinchilla)
Lineage: Eukaryota; Metazoa; Chordata; Mammalia; Rodentia; Chinchillidae
Gene: Rasgrf2
Product: Ras protein-specific guanine nucleotide-releasing factor 2
Exons: 28
Coding region: 1-3732 (1243 amino acids)
Biological process (GO): Ras protein signal transduction; positive regulation of GTPase activity
Cellular component (GO): plasma membrane
Molecular function (GO): guanyl-nucleotide exchange factor activity; protein binding
Source: RefSeq, a predicted model, not a curated record
AUGCCGAAACCACUCAGCCGCUCAGCUGCGCAGCGAGGCAGAGCUAACAAAUUUGUAGAGAAGCCCGCGGCUACGGCUCAGGCGCACACGCCUGGCUGGAACCACGGGUGGCUCGUCGCCGAGCCGCCCCGCGCCGCCGGCUCCUUUCGGUUUCUCCGCGCGCUCGCAGGGAGGGAGCGCGGGUGGGGGCGGCGGGGACACUUGUUGGGCGCAGACCGGCAGGACCCACGGAACUUCUCUGGAAAAGUUCGGCUUCGCCCCGGCCUGGCCGGCGCGCAGGUGUCUUUACCUGCGGUGACAGCCGCGCGGCGCCGGGCUGCGGACCGCCUCGGCGGUGGCUGCCGGCCGCCGCUGCCCGCGCUGCCUUCGAGCCCGGGCGUCCGCUGGCAGGAGAAUGAAUGGUACUACUUCACCGUGCUCUUCGGCCACGAGGGCCAGAAGCCCCUGGAGCUGCGCUGUGAGGAGGAGCAGGACGGGAAGGAGUGGAUGGAGGCCAUCCACCAGGCCAGCUAUGCAGACAUCUUGAUUGAGAGGGAAGUGCUGAUGCAGAAGUACAUUCACCUCGUUCAGAUCGUAGAGACCGAGAAAAUCGCGGCUAACCAACUCCGACAUCAACUUGAAGACCAGGACACGGAGAUCGAGAGGCUCAAGUCAGAGAUUAUCGCUCUGAACAAAACCAAGGAACGGAUGCGCCCUUACCAGAGCAACCAAGAGGACGAGGACCCAGACAUCAAGAAAAUUAAAAAGGUCCAGAGCUUCAUGCGAGGCUGGCUGUGCAGGAGGAAGUGGAAGACCAUCGUGCAGGACUACAUCUGCUCUCCCCACGCCGAGAGCAUGCGCAAGAGAAACCAGAUUGUGUUUGCCAUGGUGGAGGCCGAGUCCGAGUAUGUGCACCAGCUCCACGUGCUGGUCAAUGGCUUCCUGCGCCCCCUGCGCAUGGCCGCCAGCUCCAAGAAGCCGCCCAUCAGCCACGACGAUGUCAGUAGCAUUUUCCUCAACAGUGAGACAAUCAUGUUUCUCCAUGAAAUAUUUCAUCAAGGACUCAAGGCGCGGAUAGCGAACUGGCCUACUUUGAUUUUAGCUGAUCUGUUUGAUAUCUUGCUGCCCAUGCUGAACAUUUACCAAGAAUUUGUGCGGAAUCACCAGUACAGCCUCCAGGUGCUUGCCAACUGCAAGCAAAACAGAGACUUUGACAAGCUCUUAAAGCAGUAUGAAGCCAACCCUGCCUGCGAGGGGAGGAUGCUGGAGACGUUCCUGACGUACCCGAUGUUUCAGAUCCCCAGGUACAUCAUCACGCUGCACGAGCUCCUGGCCCACACGCCCCAUGAACACGUGGAGAGGAAAAGUCUACAGUUUGCUAAAUCGAAACUGGAGGAGCUGUCCAGGGUGAUGCACGACGAAGUCAGUGACACUGAGAACAUACGGAAGAACCUCGCCAUCGAGCGGAUGAUCGUGGAGGGCUGCGACAUCCUGCUGGACACCAGCCAGACCUUCAUCCGCCAGGGUUCUCUUAUUCAAGUACCUUCCGUUGAGAGAGGGAAACUUAGUAAAGUUCGCCUGGGUUCACUGUCUUUGAAAAAGGAAGGAGAGAGACAGUGCUUCCUAUUUACAAAACACUUUUUAAUUUGUACGAGAAGCUCAGGAGGAAAGCUGCACCUGCUGAAGACAGGUGGGGUUCUCUCGCUCAUAGAGUGCACGCUGAUCGAGGAGCCAGACGCAAGCGAUGAUGACUGUGAGCCACUUUCUGUCACCAACUGUCAGGCCAAAGGUUCUGGGCACAUGUUUGGACACCUGGACUUUAAGAUAGUAGUGGAACCUCCCCAUGCUGCACCCUUCACUGUGGUCCUGUUGGCACCUUCACGCCAAGAGAAGGCAGCCUGGAUGAGUGACAUCAGCCAGUGUGUGGACAAUAUACGAUGCAAUGGCUUAAUGACUAUAGUCUUUGAAGAGAACUCCAAAGUCACGGUGCCACAUAUGAUAAAGUCUGACGCCCGGCUGCACAAGGACGACGCGGACAUCUGCUUCAGCAAGACCCUCAACUCCUGCAAGGUGCCGCAGAUCCGCUGCGCCAGCGUGGAGCGCCUGCUCGAGCGCCUCACCGACCUGCGCUUCCUGAGCAUCGACUUCCUCAACACCUUCCUGCACACCUACCGCCUCUUCACCACGGCCGCAGUGGUGCUGGCCAAGCUGGCCGACAUCUACCGGCGGCCCUUCACCUCCAUCCCCGUCAGGUCCCUGGAGCUGUUCUUCGCCUGCAGCUCAGGCCGCGCCGAGCCCUCCGCGGACACACGGUCCCCCAGGCUGAGCCGCAAGUUCUCUUCGCCUCCGCCGACCGCAUCCAGGACCGCCUCGCCCGUGCCCACCCGGAAGCUGUCCCUGAGCUCACCCGCCAGCGCCAGGACCGGCCCGCUGGACCUGACCACGGCCUCGGUGUCCGGCAGCCCACCCGCCGCACACAGCCCCACCGCCUCCCCACCACCGCACCCGGCUGCCCUGGAGUCGACACCCGCAGAGCGAGCAGGCGCGGAAAGCAGCCCGGCGGUGGAUGCCACGGAGCUGUCCCCGUGCAGGUCCCCCUCGACGCCCCGGCACCUCCGCUACCGGCAGCCCGGAGGACAGACGGCAGACAGCACCCACUGCUCCGUUUCGCCGGCUUCUGCCUUUGCGAUUGCCACAGCUGCAGCAGGACACGGGGGUUCCCCGGGAUUCAACAACACAGAGAGAAUGUGUGACAAAGAGUUCAUCAUACGCAGGACAGCCACCAAUCGGGUCCUGAACGUCCUCCGCCACUGGGUCUCAAAGCACGCACAGGAUUUUGAACUCAACAAUGAGCUAAAGAUGAAUGUGCUAAACCUGCUAGAAGAAGUUUUACGAGACCCAGACCUGCUUCCCCAGGAGAGGAAAGCCACGGCGAACAUCCUGAGGGCGCUGUCCCAAGAGGAUCAGGAUGACAUCCACCUGCAGUUAGAGGACAUCAUUCAGACGACUGACUGUCCGAAGGCCGAGUGCUUCGAGAGCUUGUCUGCCAUGGAGCUGGCAGAGCAGAUCACGCUGCUGGACCACAUCGUCUUCAGAAGCAUCCCCUACGAGGAGUUUCUGGGGCAGGGAUGGAUGAAGCCGGACAAGAGUGAGAGGACUCCAUUCAUCAUGAAGACCAGCCGGCACUUCAACGACAUGAGUAACCUGGUGGCCUCCCAGAUCAUGAACUACGCUGACGUCAGCUCCCGCGCCAACGCCAUUGAGAAGUGGGUGGCAGUGGCAGACAUUUGCCGAUGCCUGCACAACUACAACGGCGUGCUAGAGAUCACCUCAGCCUUAAACAGAAGUGCCAUCUAUAGGCUGAAGAAAACCUGGGCCAAAGUGUCCAAGCAGACAAAAGCUCUGAUGGACAAACUUCAGAAGACUGUUUCAUCCGAAGGAAGAUUUAAAAAUCUCAGAGAAACCCUUAAAAAUUGUAACCCCCCGGCAGUUCCUUAUCUCGGGAUGUACUUGACAGACCUGGCGUUUAUUGAAGAGGGAACACCAAACUUCACUGAAGAAGGCCUUGUCAACUUCUCCAAAAUGAGGAUGAUAUCACACAUCAUCCGAGAGAUACGCCAGUUCCAGCAGACGUCCUACCGCAUAGACCAUCAGCCGAAGGUCACACAGUACUUGCUUGAUAAAGCCCUCAUCAUUGAUGAAGAUACGCUCUAUGAGCUCUCACUAAAGAUUGAACCUCGACUCCCUGCUUGAAGACCUGGCCCUUCCCCAAGAUCUUGGUGUUGCCCCCACGGAUAGUGGGACAGAUGGGAUCGUGCAUGCCACCUGUCACACCGUGCACAGGGGACAGGGAGAUGAAGCCAGGCUCCUCUCUCCAGCAAAGAAGAUGGAACCAGACUGAAUUCUGUCUGAGCCAGAGCAAAACCCAGCUGUGUGGGUCAAAGACAGGCACUUCCACCUUGGAUGGGAAGGGACAAAGGUCGGCGCAAAUACAGCACAUUUUACUUAUGGGAGAGUGAGAGGAGGAUGUUGUACAUAAGAAGGUAGAUUUCCCUCUGUCCCACGUUCGGUGAGGACUUGGGGUCAAGGACCCACAGAACACACCUGAUGGCACUUGACUGGCCAGAAUGCACCCGCGAUCUCCUAGGAUUUAACUGCUUCUGUUCCCCGUGGUCAUAAGCACCCUCCCUGGUGCCAGCACACCACAGUGUCCAUGUGUAGCAUGUGCAUGGUGAAUUGUCACGUCGGAGGAGUAGUGUGACCCGACAGCAGGACAAGAAAGAAAUCGUGAGACCCAAGUGCAUUUGUUGGCAGCAUUUCCUUAAAAGAAGCAGAGGGCCCCAGCCAGGGGGUCUCUUGGAGUGUGUGAGGGGACCGCUUUCUGAGACUGGCGACCCCGAGAAGCCACCUCCUCAGACAGGUUUGCAGGCGGCUGCACCGCCCCUCACGGACAGAACUAAAGACGAUGGAGGCCACGAAGCACUAUGGCAAGAAAGGGCUUCCUGCUCUGUGACAAUACACAGCAAAAAGCACCUCUGCACCCUGCUUGGCUUGAUUCUUUCCCCCGAAGUCCUGUGGGGCUCUUUCUGGUGACACAUAGGCUUGCUACAAACAUUGGUGGUGUUUUUAAAAAGCCGUCUUGUGGGAUUUUCUUUUGAAAAUCCAUGCUGCUGUAUGCUGCUGGUAGACAGCUCCGCCCCCCUGUGAAAAUGCUUUUAGAUCAUUCCAGUGUCAGCGCAGGGGAAGCGGAUCCCCCACCCACGGUUCUGCCAGCAGAAAACAGGGCCUGGUCUUGCUACCAGGGGCUGAGGAGGGAGCUCGCUUUCCUCAAGACGGCAGCAUGGAGGAAAUAGGGCUGUCUCCCAGUUUACCUCCCUCCUCUUUUCUCAGGGUGACUGCUGCUGCCAUGCAGAAGAGAAAACUGUAUCACAUUGUACCCCUGGAGCCCACUGAACCUGACCCUUUCUUUUAGAGGCAUGAAGCUUACUGAUGCUGACAAUGAAGACUCCAUCUGUCUGGCUAUUUUUGCUCUUUCUGUGCACUUCAGUUAUGUGGUUCACAGCUGGCUAAUAAAUCCUCCCGGCUGGCUCUUAGGGCCCACUGGCAGAGUUGGUCAGAUAACAUACCAUGGAAGCAGAGCAGGCAGCUUUCUGCACGGCCAGGGCUGUUGGACAGAAUCCGAUAGUGAAGCAGCAACUAAGUAGAAGAAAUCAUCAUCCGCAAAGACCACCCCAAAAAUCUUUUCCAUAGCUCAUAACAGCAGAGCAUUGAGCCUGAGGAGGCUUCCUUAUGGAUGCUCUAUUUUUCUUUUUUAAAGAAUGUUGCUUGUUCGUUCUCUUUAGUUUUAAGUAAGAGGCUGACCUAUCUCCAUGCAUGAAGGGCAGCAUGGGCUCUUGGAUUCUAAUGCUCAUCUUCCUGGCUUAUUCCUCUGCUCAGAAGCUGAGGGCUUGAAAUAACGUGUGUCGAUGGCACCACACACCUCCAGGUCUUGCCAAAGAGGAGGAAAGUACAGGUGAGCUCUCUUGGCUCCAGAAUACAGCCUUGGAAGGUGGGCUAGAAGCAGGACCCAUCCAGGAGAGGACCAGGCACUUCCUAGUUCGGGUGAAGCCAUCCUCUCUGCUGUGGCGUCCUGUGGCCCUCCAGAUGGAAGAUGUGACUCUGUCCACUUUCCUUGGAGGUUUGGACUCUUAUUCCUCUGACCCAAAUGUCCCAGAGGCAUUGCAGCCAGCUUCUUAAGAAAAAGUAACAGAUGGAGAAAUUUCCAGUCCUUCUCCCCUUCUGGAGCGCAGCUCUUCCCACUAGGGAGAAAGCCUUGGAGCCUAUUCCUGUAGAGUGUAGGACGCGCCCCCGAGUGGUCAUCCGUGGGCACUGCUAAUUGUUGUGCUGACUUGGAACAUCCAGCGGUUUCCAGGUCACUGCUUCUGCUUCCCACAGCUGAAGUACGGAGAACUCCACUUCCCAGGGAGUCCCCCGAUGGUCUGCACCACUGUGGGCCAGCUGAGAGUUAGCAAACAAAUAAACUCAAUUUCCUCACAUUGGAAACCCCCAGAGCAAUGUGUGUGUCUCUUCUGAUGUUAAAGUCCGUGUCCAGUUCUCAUUCCAGCGGUGCGUGUCUGCCGGGACACGAGCGCGUGCGCACGGCUCUGUCUACUCAGAUUCCAUUCUGGGAGACCAUUUCUAAGAGUGAGCAGAGGUCAGCCUCUAACAGCCAGGGAGUGAGCCUGGGUUCAGAAGUAAAAUCCAACUUCAUGCUUUCACGUGAAUACCCCCAUUUUGUACUGUCAGUGGAUCACCUGGACGGUUUGAGGGGAUGUCUUGGGUUCUGAAUGAAGACAUCCGGUUUUACCGUAAGGACAGAUCUUUGCCUAAGCCGGUAUUCUAUUUGACAGAUUCAGGCAGGAAGCAGAAGGUCAUGUUUCCUUCAGUGUUCCCGCUGAAGGAAGUAAAGCGGGAAUGUUGAACCUGCUGCAGCAGUGCUGAGAAGGGGCUCCCACACAGACCCAGCAGCUGUCUGCUCAGUUUCAGUGCACCUGAAAGUAUUCCUUAUGAACAAGUGAAGGUUGUGGAUACUGGUUACCUCAGAAGCACAAAACCCUGCGUGUGCCCAUGUGGAACGAUGGGGCUGCCUCUGCUGUCCCAUUAUGUGGUGGGACAGGAUCUCUGGCCAGCCAGGGGGCAACCUUGAAACUCUUAACCAAAAAGGGUUGCAAGAGAGAGGCUACCCACAGUGCAGUUAACUUGAGUUAAGAGCAAACCAUGUUAUUGUAGUGUUUCCUUUCAAAGUCUGGUCUUAUUUCCCCUGAAAGAGUCUCUUCAUUUUGAAGUGUAAGGUUUCUUUUAUCCAAAGGGCAAAAAAAUUUUUUUACUACUAUUGGAAUGGGAAAAAGGUAACAUUCUAUUUAUGUCAGGCUGAUAUGCAUAGUGAAAAAUCAGUGAAUGACAGUCAUGUUAUAAAUGAGUUUGUAAGGUUCAGUAAGGGCUGGAUAUCGACACCACUGACCCUUGGUGAUGUAAAAUUAAUGCACAGCAGGUGAAAGCGGAAAAUAGUCUGUUGCCGGAAGUAUAAACACAAGCAAUCAGAAAAGCGUUCAUCUCAGCUGCCUCUCAGGAUUACGGUAAUAAAGGAUCCCAGGGUUAACCGCCCCUGGUCUCAUCUGCUUGAAUAAUUGGAUGUGAUGAUGUCAAAGCUGUGUGUUUUCCAUUCUCAUUUAGCGUUUGUCCAGAAAACUGCUACAAGAGUAGAGAACUGGGCACCUGUAAAUUGGGUCCUAGCCUGGAUUCACACCCAUGAGCUGGGCAGCGUUAGGCCAGUCUCUCUACCUUUCUGAGCCUCAGCGUUGUCAUUUGCAAAAAGGGGUUGAGAGUAAUUGCUGUGCUGCUACCUCACAGGGUGCUGUGGACUGUAAACUGUAACAUGCUGUCUGCGCGGGAGGUCACCUCGUGUCAUCCUCGGCUCUCCUUGGCAGAGCAGUUGAACAGAAUUCUUUAUUAUUCGUGUGUGUGUGUAUGUGUGUGCGUAUGAAGCAUACCGUUUGCGUCCAGUUGCUUGAAGAAGAUCUGCGACAUCUGCAAUUCUAACCGAGGGGUUUGUGCUGUGUCGGGCACUUGCAGGUGGAGGUGACGCCUAUAUGCAAAAUAAACUUGGCCUUUUUGGAUGCUUGGA